GCACAGCAUUCAUCAAUGCCUUUCAAAGACAACGUUUGUUCGUUUGUUAUAAGUUCGUUGUUUUCUGCUUCCCAGUGUCUCUACAAAUCCAUAGGCAAUUACUACAAACAAGGAGCGCAUCGGCAAAGGGAGCUUCGUGACAGCUGUGCUGUGUUGGGGAUCCCAGCUUCUCAAGUCACCAUCAUAGACUGCAAGGAACUUCCAGAUGAUCCCAACGUAGAGUGGAACAUCCACGUCAUCUCCUCCCUUGUCCUGAAGCAGAUUCAAGCCAGCUCUAUUAACAUGGUCUUGACCUUUGAUGGCAGGGGAGUUAGUGGCCACGGGAACCACAUCGCCAUUUACCGGUCCCUCAGCUAUCUGGCCUCCACUGGAGAAAUACCUGACGGCUGCUGCAUCCUCUCGCUGCAGACCGUGAACAUGAUCAGGAAGUACCUCUCCGUCCUGGAGCUUCCAAUCAGCUGGCUCUGCGGGUCAGACGUCUCCUUCCUCAUUGGGUCGGAGGGGUACCGGCAAGCGAAGAGGGCCAUGUUUUGUCACCGCAGCCAGCUCCUGUGGUUUCGCCACCUCUACUUGCUGCUUUCCCGCUACAUGCUCAUCAACACAUUCCAAGUGAUCUCUCGGGAAGAGAAGGACUGGAAAAUGUAUUAGCUUCUCAUUUGGGUCACAAGUCUACUGUUCACUGCUAAGCUACUGUUACUUUGGGGCUCUUCGAGUGAUUCAUCUAUGGGCUCUGAAUCUAAGCUGUCACAGCACUAUUUUAUGUGUAAUGGGAAAAAAAGCACUGACCAUGAAUGUAUGCCGACACGUGCUGCGUUGAUUUUUACAUUUUCUAAAUACUUUUGAGGCCUUCAAUAAAAAUUUCACACAAUC
Molecule: messenger RNA, 870 nt
Organism: Anguilla rostrata (American eel)
Lineage: Eukaryota; Metazoa; Chordata; Actinopteri; Anguilliformes; Anguillidae
Gene: pigl
Product: phosphatidylinositol glycan anchor biosynthesis, class L
Exons: 7
Coding region: 16-648 (210 amino acids)
Biological process (GO): GPI anchor biosynthetic process
Cellular component (GO): endoplasmic reticulum
Molecular function (GO): N-acetylglucosaminylphosphatidylinositol deacetylase activity
Source: RefSeq, a predicted model, not a curated record